Rhododendron vialii is the source of this 1180-nucleotide messenger RNA. RefSeq names its product serine/arginine-rich splicing factor SR45a-like. Gene Ontology annotation, molecular function: RNA binding. The record is from RefSeq and is a predicted model, not a curated record. The transcript has 8 exons. Gene Ontology annotation, cellular component: spliceosomal complex. Lineage: Eukaryota; Viridiplantae; Streptophyta; Magnoliopsida; Ericales; Ericaceae. Gene Ontology annotation, biological process: positive regulation of mRNA splicing, via spliceosome. Bases 208 to 798 code for a protein of 196 amino acids.
UCCUCUCGCACAAGCAGAGGCCUGAAGGUAUCGUCCGCUCAGGGAUCCCGAGUUGACUCAUCGGAAUCGCCCAUCCAACUCAAGAACUUUUGGGCUUUCCCUGUGGAUUGGUAACGAUAACUUGAAGAGAUUGGAGCAACGUUUGGUUACAAGUCAUCAAGUUUUUCGCGAUUUCUUAGCUGAUGCAGUAUUCUGUAGGUAGAUUAGAUGUCGCACUCAAGAGAAGGAAGAUCUUCUGCUUCACCCCCCUACUCCAAGUCACGUGUUAGGGAUCGUCGAUCGAGAUCCUUGUCAGGGUCUAGGAGGAGUCGCUCCAGGAGCCGUGAUUCUGUUGGUGCUGUUAAUCCUGGAAAUAACUUGUAUGUAACGGGUUUGUCUACAAGGGUUACUAACAGUGAACUUGAGAAAUAUUUCAGCCGUGAAGGAAAGGUUACUGAGUGCCAGCUGGUUACAGAUCCUCACACCAAAGAAUCUCGUGGGUUUGCUUUUGUUACUAUGGAGACAAAUGAGGAUGCAGAACGCUGUAUUAAGCAUCUAAAUCGUUCUGUGCUCGAAGGACGAUUAAUCACAGUGGAAAUGGCCAAGAGGAAGCGUGGGAGGACGCCAACUCCUGGAAGGUACCAAGGUCUCAGAGAUAAACGAGGACGUGACUACUCACCUCCACGCCGGUAUGAGAGAGAUCCUCGUACCAGUGAAAGCCGAGGAAGACCACGCUCCCCGCACAGUAGGAGGGGCAAUGAUGAUUACUCUGACUCGUAUGGGAGGCGUGGUGGUGGCGGCUACAGAAGAGCGUAUUAACUCAACUCGAUUAAGCACUACCUCCCAUUUCAAGUUUUCAAUGGUUCUCGUCAUGUCGUGUCGUGUCAUGGUGGCGGCUACCGUUGACCCACAUAAGUGAAGUUUUAGUCUCAUUUCUCCUAUUUUAGAUUUCUUUGUACCAUUGGCAACUGAUGUUAUAAGCCUUCAACUAUGGCUCAUUUCAAUUCCUGCGUUGUGAUGCCAAUGAACCUGUAUUUCUGCCGAGGAAUUGUUGGAGGAAAAAUGUACUCUACUGUUUCAGUUACCCUGUUGGACUGGACUAGCCAUGGUUCCUCAUUUGCCUAACCUCUUCAACUUUUACGAGGCCUUCGGCCCUCUGUAUUAGAUUUUGCGUAUGCUGGUGUUCUCGCAUUUGUGGUCA